Rhinolophus ferrumequinum (greater horseshoe bat) is the source of this 6431-nucleotide messenger RNA. RefSeq names its product argonaute RISC catalytic component 3 (gene AGO3). Gene Ontology annotation, molecular function: protein binding; RNA binding. The transcript is spliced from 19 exons. The coding region runs from base 363 to 2945 and encodes 860 amino acids. Gene Ontology annotation, biological process: regulation of stem cell proliferation; regulatory ncRNA-mediated gene silencing. The record is from RefSeq and is a predicted model, not a curated record. NCBI's taxonomy places the organism in Eukaryota, Metazoa, Chordata, Mammalia, Chiroptera, Rhinolophidae.
CGGGGCAGCGGAACUGACGCCAGCGGGCUUCCGGGGACGGCCCCGGGGGAGGUCGGCCGCGGCGCCGCAGUCGUGGAGGGGCAGCCCGAGCGUCAGCGGCCGCGGGCGACGCAAGUUCCGCACCGCGCUCCCCUCUCCUCGCCUCACGCUUCUCCUUCCUCUCGCCUAGUGGCGUGCUGCCUCCCGACGGCGGCUCUUCCUGACGAGAGCUUUCGGAGCGCGCUCGCUGAGAGGAAGCGGUCGCCACCCCGCCUCGGGGCCGAGUGAGAGUGCCUGUCGCGCCGCGUCGCCCCCUUCGCCGCCUCCUUGCCCCCCAGUGGCGGGCGCCCUUCUCGCUGGAAGCACUCCCCCCAGCUCCAUGAAUGGAAAUCGGCUCCGCAGGACCCGUUGGGGCCCAGCCCCUGCUCAUGGUGCCCAGAAGACCUGGCUAUGGCUCCAUGGGCAAACCCAUUAAAUUGUUGGCUAACUGUUUUCAAGUUGAAAUCCCAAAGAUUGAUGUCUACCUCUAUGAGGUAGAUAUUAAACCAGACAAGUGUCCUAGGAGAGUGAACAGGGAGGUGGUUGACUCAAUGGUUCAGCAUUUUAAAGUAAAUAUAUUUGGGGACUGUAGACCAGUGUAUGAUGGAAAAAGAAGCCUUUACACAGCCAAUCCACUUCCUGUGGCAACUACUGGGGUAGAUUUAGAUGUUACUUUACCUGGGGAAGGUGGAAAAGAUCGACCUUUCAAGGUGUCAAUCAAAUUUGUGUCUCGGGUGAGUUGGCACCUACUACAUGAAGUACUGACAGGACGAACCUUGCCUGAGCCACUGGAAUUAGACAAGCCAAUCAGCACUAAUCCUGUCCAUGCUGUUGAUGUGGUGCUACGACAUCUGCCCUCCAUGAAAUAUACGCCUGUGGGGCGUUCCUUUUUCUCAGCUCCAGAAGGAUAUGACCACCCUCUGGGAGGGGGCAGGGAAGUAUGGUUUGGAUUCCAUCAAUCUGUUCGGCCUGCGAUGUGGAAAAUGAUGCUUAAUAUUGAUGUUUCUGCCACUGCCUUCUACAAAGCACAACCAGUAAUUCAGUUCAUGUGUGAAGUUCUUGACAUUCAUAAUAUUGAUGAGCAACCAAGACCUCUGACUGAUUCGCAUCGGGUAAAAUUCACCAAAGAGAUAAAAGGUCUGAAGGUUGAAGUGACUCAUUGUGGAACAAUGAGACGAAAAUACCGUGUUUGUAAUGUAACAAGAAGGCCUGCCAGUCAUCAAACCUUUCCUUUGCAGUUAGAAAAUGGCCAAACUGUGGAGAGAACAGUAGCACAGUAUUUCAGAGAAAAGUAUACUCUUCAGCUGAAGUACCCACACCUUCCCUGUCUGCAAGUGGGGCAGGAGCAGAAACAUACAUACCUGCCACUAGAAGUCUGUAAUAUUGUGGCAGGGCAACGAUGUAUCAAGAAGCUAACGGACAAUCAGACUUCCACUAUGAUCAAAGCAACAGCAAGAUCUGCACCAGAUAGACAAGAGGAAAUUAGCAGAUUGGUAAGAAGUGCGAAUUAUGAAACAGAUCCGUUUGUUCAGGAGUUUCAAUUUAAAGUUCGGGAUGAAAUGGCCCAUGUAACCGGACGCGUACUUCCCGCACCUAUGCUCCAGUAUGGAGGACGGAAUCGUACAGUAGCAACACCAAGCCAUGGAGUGUGGGACAUGCGAGGGAAGCAAUUCCACACAGGAGUGGAAAUCAAAAUGUGGGCCAUAGCUUGUUUUGCCACACAGAGGCAGUGCAGAGAAGAAAUACUGAAGGGUUUCACGGAUCAGCUGCGUAAGAUUUCUAAAGAUGCAGGAAUGCCCAUCCAGGGCCAGCCUUGCUUCUGCAAGUACGCACAGGGGGCAGACAGCGUGGAGCCCAUGUUCCGGCAUCUCAAGAACACCUACUCUGGGCUGCAGCUCAUUAUCGUCAUCCUGCCAGGGAAGACGCCAGUGUAUGCGGAAGUGAAACGUGUAGGAGAUACACUUUUGGGUAUGGCUACACAGUGUGUUCAAGUCAAGAACGUAAUAAAAACAUCCCCUCAAACUCUCUCAAACUUGUGCCUAAAGAUAAAUGUUAAACUCGGAGGGAUCAAUAAUAUUCUUGUACCUCAUCAAAGACCUUCUGUGUUCCAGCAACCAGUGAUCUUUUUGGGAGCAGAUGUCACUCACCCACCAGCUGGUGAUGGGAAGAAGCCUUCUAUUGCUGCUGUUGUAGGUAGUAUGGAUGCCCACCCAAGCAGAUACUGUGCCACAGUAAGAGUUCAGAGACCCCGACAGGAGAUCAUCCAGGACUUGGCCUCCAUGGUCCGAGAACUUCUCAUUCAAUUUUAUAAGUCAACUCGGUUCAAACCUACUCGUAUCAUCUUUUAUCGGGAUGGUGUUUCAGAGGGACAGUUUAGGCAGGUAUUAUAUUAUGAACUACUAGCAAUUCGAGAAGCCUGCAUCAGUUUGGAGAAAGACUAUCAACCUGGAAUAACCUACAUUGUGGUUCAGAAGAGACAUCACACUCGAUUAUUUUGUGCUGAUAGGACAGAAAGGGUCGGAAGAAGUGGCAAUAUCCCAGCUGGAACAACAGUUGAUACAGACAUUACACACCCCUAUGAGUUUGAUUUUUACCUCUGUAGCCACGCUGGAAUACAGGGUACCAGCCGUCCUUCACACUAUCAUGUUUUAUGGGAUGAUAACUGUUUCAACGCAGAUGAACUUCAGCUGCUAACUUACCAGCUCUGCCACACUUAUGUGCGCUGUACACGAUCUGUUUCUAUACCUGCACCAGCGUAUUAUGCUCACCUGGUGGCAUUCAGAGCCAGAUAUCAUCUCGUAGACAAAGAACAUGACAGUGCUGAAGGAAGUCACGUUUCAGGACAGAGCAAUGGGCGAGAUCCACAAGCUCUUGCCAAGGCUGUACAGAUUCACCAAGAUACCUUACGCACAAUGUACUUUGCUUAAAACGUCCAAGGAUGUUCUCGGAGAGGAAGAACUGAAAGAUGAAUCAACAUACAACAUAUGUUUCCAGUGGAGUCAGUUAGGUGGGGAUGCCUGCAGCCAUACAGAAACCAACACUGUGGGGACCAGGGUCUGAUUUUUAUGUUGAUACUAGGAAGAUUGUUUACUUCAUGAAGAAACAGCACCAUUAUGCAAUAUGAAACCAGCCAACUGCUUUUUUGUGCAAUCUCCUGUAGGAAGUGUCGCCAUUGUUUUGUUUUCACUUUCUCGUAGUCUAACCCUUUUAAUGCCUUUACCUCAAGUUGCUUGGCAGCACAACUAUCUUUGCAAAAAAAAAAAAAAAAAGGAAAGGAAAGGUAAAUGAUGGUUUUAAAAAAAACAUGCCUACAUGAAUAAUCAAUGAUUGUUCACAAUUACGUGUGCAAAAAAAUUAAUGUGCAUUCGUGUAUUCUUGUAAAAGGUAUCUGUGUAUAUUUUAAAUAUAUACAUGUAUACUUCAUAUGCAUAUAUAUCUGGAUCUACACUGAUAAUAGAUAUAUAUGUUCUUUGUGUAUGUUUUAUAGUUCAUUCCAUUGGGGAACUUCCUUUCCCUUUUAUUAUCCUCCCACCACCACUUUUAUUUCUGUCUCUACCUCCCUUGCCUUUAUCGCCUAUAUUUUUUUCCCUAAUCCUACCAGUGACAUUCAAAUGUUCAUGUAUCUGGUUCAUUUGAAUAUGAAGCAUGACAAACCAGACUUUCAUUUUGCACACCCACUCCUGUCUCUUGUCUCAUGUACCAUUCUGAGUCCUCAAUUCUUGAUAUUGCUUACUUAAGAAACAAAGUUAUUUUAUAUAUAUGUGUUUGUGUGUUUGUGUGUAUGCAUACACACACACACACACAUAUGUGUGUAUGUGUUUUUGUGAGAGUUUGUGUCUGCCCCCUCCAGCUCUGAACUUACAUUUGCCAUUUGUGCAAUGUGUACAUAAGCAGUAGCAACCUAAACUAUUCUUUUUCUUUAGUGAGUUUGUUAAAGCUGCUAUAAAUAUAAAACCUGUCAGAAGUUUAACUUUUUCUCUCUAUAAGUGAUAUGUAUUCAAAAGCCUUCUGUUUCUAUGGGUUAUACAUGGAAAUCCCUUAAAGCUUUUAUAAAGGGUAAAUAUUUUAAAUGAUUGGAACCCUGUAGGGUUGAGGCCUCUGAAAUUGGGUAGACAGAGAGAAGGGGUUAUUGAGGUUUUUUUAAUUUUUUUUUUUUGCUAGGUUACUUGCUGCCUCUCAUACCUUAAUGUGAUUUUCAUAUAUAUAUUUUUAUAUAUAUGUAUGUGUGUAUAUAUAAACAUAUAUGUAUGUGUUUUGAAGUAUAGCUUCCUUUUCUAUUUAUUAGGAUAGUGCUUUAAUAAUUAUAGAACUGUAUUGGCAACAUCGUUUAUGGAAAUAUAAUCGUGUUUAUUUGAAGAACUGACAACUUGUUUUUGCUGUCUUUUAGUGCAAUAAGCAGUUUUAAAGGAAAGCUGUGUCUGUUUGACGUCUUUACCACAGAUAGUGGGAGAAACAGGCACCUCCAUAAUUUUAAAAGAGCAAAGUAACACCGCCUUAAUUUGAGAAGGAAAGUUUUGUAAUUUUCAAAUCUAAAGCAUGUCUUUAAAAAUCAUAAUGAAAAUGAAGGAAGUUAAUAUCCUAAAUGAGUCUGACUAUGAAUAUUAAAAAUAAAGUUGAACUUUGAUUUAAGAAAUGACCAUGAAUAGAUUAAAAUUUAGAAGAUAUUUAAAUUCUUUGAAAAUAAAUCAUGUUUAUUGAGAAAUCAUACUGGUUAGGUACCCAUUUUCAUUAACUAAAAUGAAUUAGGAAAAUGUGAUAUAUUUUUUUUAAUUUUUGCUAAUUUAUCACCAGUGACUUUCCUUUUAAAAUUAGGGUUAUGGUGACAAAGACAGUUAGGACUUUGAACAUUUUAAAUGAGUUAAAUCACUGAAAUGUGGGUAAAAGUUUUGGAAAACUUUUUUUUUAUUGAUUUCACUUUAUGGUAUUAAAAAGUACUAUGAAGCUGUCAAAACCAAGUUCACCAGUAACAUUGGAUUCAGGGGAGCUUUGCACUUUUUAACUCAUGAAAAUGCAUUUUAAAUUUUUUUUUGCACUGGUUCAUAGUAUAAAUAUUACAGAUUGUUUCCAGUGGGCAUUGUUAACCUUUCAGAAUUCCAUCUGCUCAUGAAAAUGAAUGGAUUAGCUCUAUAGUUCCUCUCUUACCUGUAAUCCACUCUUAUUGCCAAUUUACUGUAUUUUGAGCCUAAAACCUGAGCCCAUGUCCUCCAACAGGUAUGAAAUCUUUUGUCCCUCUGCCAGAAAACUAAGAAAGUACUGUAUUUUGUAUGUUUAUUAUAUUGAAGUGUCUGAAAUGCAAUUUACAACACUGUCUCAAAGUUCUUUACAUGAGAUAAUAUUUAUAUAGUAUGUACAUUUUUUCUCCCAACCCUCCCUCCUCCUCCAAAAAAUUUCUGUACCAUAUAUAUAUAUAUAUGUAUAUAUAUAUGUUUUUGUUUUUUUACGUUGAAACUUCACUGAAUAUAGUAGUCAGGAACAUGAACAAGAGAAGAAAACGGUGUGUCCUAGAUGGUAAAAACUUGAUUGCUGUAUGCUUGUUCAAUAUGAGUAAAACAUCUUCCUUUAUCUGUGGGGGUUGCAGUUUCAUGUGGGAAACUUUAGGACCCAGGGAAGAGCUGUAGAUACACUUUCCCUGUUUACUGCUUUACCUAAUUUUCAGUUACUUAUUUUCACCUGCGCUAGAAUGAAGCCCAUAAUUUAAAUCUAUUUGGAAGGACUUUUACAGAGGAGAAAGAAAAAAAUUUUCAUAUAAAGCUUUACCUUUGAAGUGAGUUCUUUUUUAGGGUUUCUUUCUUACAAUUUCAACAUUACUCGUUUAAGGUUGAUUGAUUUAGAAGAAUAUGUAUAGUAUAUUUCUAUUUUGCUUACUAACAAGUUGGUAUAUCAAACUUACUUUUAAGAAAUCUGUGCUUAGAAUUUUAAGAUAAAAGACUAAGAGGCAAAUACUUUUUGAAAUUGGUUUUCAUUAUUGUACUUCUUGCAUAGAAUUCCUGAUCUUUUAUUUAUCUAUUUUUUUUUAAAGUUGUUUUGAAUUCAAUGGCCACGAAACUCAAAAUGACCUUUCUGUUCCUGCCCUUGCUCACUAACUAGAUCAUGAAUGCUAAAUUUGGUCUGCUGUUUUCUGUGAUUUAUAAGAAUGGCUUUAAAAUGUCAGUCCCAGCAAAUGAUAUAAUUGAUUUUCAUGUGAAGAAGAGUUGGGAGUUUAAUGUAUAUUUUGGAUAGCAAAUAUGUCCAUGUGAAGUGCUGAUAGGUGUUAUUAUAUUACAGUAUCAAGUUACUGGCAUUGAGGACCACACAUUUAUAACACUGUAGCUGCUAUAUUUAUUUAAGUAGACUCUGAUAAUUACUGCACUAAACAAUGAGGAAAUGAGCACCAGUCAAGGCUAGUGUUAGACACCCCCCCCUUUUUUUUCCCC